Dendrobium catenatum is the source of this 2517-nucleotide messenger RNA. RefSeq names its product probable 1-deoxy-D-xylulose-5-phosphate synthase, chloroplastic. Gene Ontology annotation, cellular component: chloroplast. Bases 171 to 2321 code for a protein of 716 amino acids. The record is from RefSeq and is a predicted model, not a curated record. Gene Ontology annotation, biological process: terpenoid biosynthetic process; chlorophyll biosynthetic process. NCBI's taxonomy places the organism in Eukaryota, Viridiplantae, Streptophyta, Magnoliopsida, Asparagales, Orchidaceae. Gene Ontology annotation, molecular function: 1-deoxy-D-xylulose-5-phosphate synthase activity. The transcript has 10 exons.
GGCCACUUUUCUUCCCAUUUCCGUAGAUAAAUUCCUGAUCCAUCAGCUACUUUAAAACUAAAAGUCUUAUUCUUUCAUCCCGCAAACCUCCUGCCGCUUCUCUCCUUCUUGGUCUUAACUCUCUAUUUUUGUAAUCCUCUUUGCUUCUUUUUCUGAUUCUUCAGUAUCCAAUGAAUCUCUCCGCAUUCUUUUAUCCUUGCCAGCUACCUGGAAUUGUAGUUUCGGGACACAAUAAACCAUCUCAACUUUCUGCUUCAAGAGUGCUCCAUGGGUUUCACUUAGAAAAUUACCAGCGUCAAGAUGCGACGGAAAGGAAAAAUGCAUAUGUCUGUGCAGCACUAUCAGAUAAAGAAGAAUACUACUCGCAGAGACCACCCACUCCUCUUCUGGAUACAAUCAAUUAUCCCAUCCAUAUGAAAAAUCUAUCUAUGAAGGAGCUUAAGCAACUGUCAGAUGAGCUAAGGUCUGAUGUCAUCUUCAAUGUAUCUAAGACAGGCGGCCACCUCGGUUCUAGCCUUGGUGUGGUGGAGCUAACUGUGGCUCUCCAUUAUGUCUUCAAUGCUCCCAUGGACAAGAUACUGUGGGAUGUUGGUCACCAGUCCUAUCCACACAAAAUCUUGACAGGUAGGAGGGACAAGAUGCCAACAUUGAGGCAGACCAAUGGAUUAUCUGGAUUCACUAAACGUUCAGAGAGUGAAUAUGAUUGCUUUGGCACUGGUCAUAGUUCCACCAGCAUCUCAGCAGCUCUUGGGAUGGCAGUAGGAAGAGAUCUAAUGGGCAAGAAGAACAAUGUGAUUGCUGUGAUUGGGGAUGGAGCAAUGACGGCAGGGCAAGCUUAUGAGGCAAUGAACAAUGCUGGGUAUCUUGACUCUGACAUGAUUGUUAUACUGAAUGACAAUAAGCAGGUAUCUCUUCCCACUGCUAAUCUAGACGGACCAAUACCCCCAGUAGGAGCUCUAAGCAGUGCCCUCAGUAAACUGCAAUCAAGCAGACCUCUAAGAGAGUUGAGGGAGGUAGCUAAGGGUGUCACAAAGCAGAUUGGUGGAUCGAUGCAUGAAUUGGCAGCAAAAGUUGAUGAGUAUGCUCGAGGAAUGAUUAGCGGGUCAAACUCAUCCUUGUUUGAAGAGCUAGGGCUGUACUACAUAGGCCCCGUUGAUGGCCACAAUUUGGAUGAUCUCAUCACCAUUCUUAAAGAAGUCAAAAGUACCAAUACAACUGGACCAGUUUUAAUUCAUGUUGUAACUGAGAAAGGAAGAGGGUAUCCUUAUGCUGAGAGAGCAGCAGACAAGUACCAUGGUGUGGCCAAAUUUGAUCCAGCGACAGGGAAGCAAUUCAAAGGAAGUGCUAAGACUCAAUCUUACACCAAUUACUUUGCUGAGGCACUUAUAGCAGAAGCAGAAGUGGACAAGAACAUUGUUGCAAUCCAUGCGGCUAUGGGAGGCGGAACAGGAUUAAACUACUUCCUUCGCCGCUUUCCAGAUAGGUGUUUUGAUGUUGGAAUUGCUGAGCAGCAUGCUGUCACUUUUGCUGCUGGCCUAGCAUGUGAGGGAUUAAAGCCAUUUUGCGCAAUCUACUCAUCUUUCCUUCAGCGAGCUUAUGAUCAGGUGGUACAUGAUGUGGACUUGCAGAAGCUACCUGUUAGGUUUGCUUUAGACCGUGCAGGCCUUGUCGGGGCUGAUGGACCUACACAUUGUGGAUCAUUUGAUGUAACUUACAUGGCAUGCUUGCCGAAUAUGAUAGUAAUGGCUCCUUCCGAUGAGGCAGAACUCUUUCACAUGGUGGCCACAGCAGCAGCUAUCAAUGAUCGACCAUCCUGCUUCCGGUAUCCAAGGGGAGAUGGCAUUGGCAUUCCUCUGCCACCAGGAAACAAAGGUGUGCCGAUUGAGGUUGGCAAAGGAAGGAUUUUAAUGGAGGGUGAGACUGUAGCUCUUCUUGGAUAUGGAACAGCAGUUCAAAGCUGUGUGGCUGCUGCUGGUCUUAUUGAACACCAUGGUUUGAAGCUAACUGUGGCAGAUGCUCGAUUCUGCAAACCACUGGACCAGGCUCUUAUUCGUAGCCUCGCAAAAUCCCACAAGGUUUUGAUAACAGUUGAAGAAGGAUCAAUUGGUGGUUUUGGUUCACACGUUGCUCAGUUCAUGGCUCUUGAUGGCCUUCUUGACGGCAAUACAAAGUGGAGACCAAUAGUUCUUCCAGAUCGAUAUAUAGACCAUGGAUCACCUGCUGAUCAAUUGUCCGAGGCAGGCUUGACACCUUCCCAUAUUGCUGCUACCAUUCUUAACAUCCUUGGCAAGACAAGAGAGGCAUUGGAAAUUAUGUCAUAGUAGUAUCUUUUCUCUGCCUUGUAUUAUGUAGAGGUAUAUGCAGUGUAUGUAAAUUACAUCUGCCAUGUAGCAAUAGUAUUCAUCUUCAAAUAACCCCAUUUGAGAAACAUCUGAGAUGUAGCAAUGUAUGAUAUGAAUAGUUCUCAUCAUGAACUCUUAUGUUCAGAUGUUUUUAUUGAGAUAUUUUGCCCAUUAA